Messenger RNA from Brassicogethes aeneus, 1043 nucleotides. Lineage: Eukaryota; Metazoa; Arthropoda; Insecta; Coleoptera; Nitidulidae. The record is from the annotation of a GenBank genome assembly.
ACGUAAACUGUAAUCUGACUUACCGACAUCGCAACCCUAACCUCAAAAUGACGGAGAGCCGUAUUUUUGAGUUAAUUUUAAAAAAUAAUACUGAAAUUACCGAUUAUUCCUUCGCAAAAUUAAACAGGGAUUCGGUUAGGGUUAUUUCCAGUAAGUUCGCAGAGGUUAUAUACGAAACAUUGAAGCAGAAAAGCAAAAAUAGUGCCAUAAAAAGAAUUAAUAUAUUAAAAUUCCUAAACAAUCUAUGUGUUGUAAAUGAGUCGCAUUUGCAUAAAGAAAGUUAUAGUUAUCAUGUAAACAAAAUAAAAUGCCGGUAUAAAAAAUACGAUAUUUUGGAAGAUAUAAGAAGUGAUUUAAAUGGUUUGAAUGUUGAUUUAAGAGGUGAAAUUUUAAAAUGCAGUGAUAGAAGGAAUUAUAAGGAUAGACGUAAGCAUUUGGAAAACAUUAAAAAGUUUGAUGAGGAGAAAAUUAAUUUACAUUUCAAGAAGCCUCUACUUUUAACAAAAAAAGUUUCUUGUUGUAAAACGAGUAAAGUUUUGGUUCAAAGUUUAUUUGGGGAAGAAGAAAUAAGAAACGUUGAUAAAAAAGUAAUACAUGAUGUUGAGUAUAGGAGGAAACAAAUAAAAUUUGGAUAUUCUGUGACUAAUUUACAAAUAAAGGAUUUUUCUGAAAUUGUUUUUAUUAUUUUUAAUGAAUUGAAAAGCUAUGGAAAACUGGAGAUGUUUGAAUGUGAAUUUAUUGAAUAUACGUUUAAUAAUUGUGAUAAAAAUAAGGUUGUUAACUUUAUAAUACUAAACUUCCCAUUUGCUUACGAAAAAAUCACGAUAAAACUUUGCAAAAACAUUUUAAAAUGCCAAAAUGAACAAGAAAUUAACAAUUUUUUUACAGAUUUGGGAGAUAAUAAACAUUACAAAUUAAUUCAGAAUAUAUGCCUGGAAAAUAUUGAAUUGACUUAUAAAAUUAAAAGUAUUAUUUAUGAAUUGUUUUGUUAUAGUUAUUGUAAUGAGAAUGUAUUGAGGUUUUGUAAUUUAUUUUGAAGAAAU